Messenger RNA from Paramecium tetraurelia, 330 nucleotides. RefSeq lists its product as uncharacterized. The record is from RefSeq and is a predicted model, not a curated record. Lineage: Eukaryota; Ciliophora; Oligohymenophorea; Peniculida; Parameciidae. The transcript has 2 exons.
AUGAGUUACUCCUUCAAGAACGAGCCAUGCGAUCCGUUCUUCAUAUUAAGGUUUUGGAGAAUUUAAAUACACGCUGUGCACAAAUAGAAUGCUGUUCAUAGAAUAUGUGAUGUCCUUCUCCUAGGAAAUGAAAACUCUAUGGUUAAUCAUUUAAUAUAGUCUGCUAAAGAUGACGCGCAGAAUGCUUCUGUCAUUCAUCACUCAGUCCAAGUAUUUAAUAUAACCAUCUUACACAUUUCCAGAUUCUGUUCGUAGCUACUGUUCAGCAUUUUUUAAGAUUAAAUCCUAUUAGUAAACUCAUUCAUUUAUUCCAUUGUUUAAAAUAAUUGA